Messenger RNA from Priapulus caudatus, 828 nucleotides. RefSeq names its product UDP-glucuronosyltransferase 3A1-like. Lineage: Eukaryota; Metazoa; Priapulida; Priapulimorpha; Priapulimorphida; Priapulidae. Gene Ontology annotation, molecular function: UDP-glycosyltransferase activity. The transcript is spliced from 2 exons. The annotation marks the transcript as partial. The record is from RefSeq and is a predicted model, not a curated record.
AUAUAGCGCCAUCAUAGCGGUGUACGCAUUCCGAGUCUGAUCGCAGCUAUGAAGUCGCUGCUACUGCUGUUCGGGGUUGCUGUUGCUGUUGCCGUCGCCUCGGCCGGUAAGGUACUGGUGAAGCCGGUAGGACCGGGAGAGCGUGGCAACAGCCACCGGCUAUACAUGGACGCCAUUGCCGACAUACUGGCAGACGACGGACACGCCGUCAGCAUGCUCGUGGCCGCCCAACACGCUGACGCCUCCGUAAGCAAGUACAAGUUCAUCACCUACGGCGCCGACGGGGCGGCACCUAACACCGCCGAAUCGCAGUUUUCCGUGCCGCAGACGAGCGGCGGCAACUGCGAGCUGUUACUUAGCAACCGCACGCUGCUCGACGCGCUCGCGGCAGACGACUUCGACGUGGUCGUCGUCGACGGGUUGAGCUUCUGCGAUCUGCUGCUCGUGCGCGCUGUCCAGUCCCCGUUCGUCGUCGUCGGCACGGCGGGCUUUUCGAUGGUCGUCGGCAACGAUUCGCCGAACAUGCUGUCGUUCGUGUCGGCCGGCGCGUUCACGGCGAACACGGACCGCAUGUCGUUCGCGCAGCGUCUGAAUAACGUCGUCGAGUACCUACUGGAGAAUCUCAUGCUGGCGGUUGUCGAAGGCGGCUUCAUGAAGAUCGGCAGGGAUUUAGACGUAGUGCAGCGCGGUGACACUAUCGCCAGCAUCAGGCGCCGGGCGUCCUUGGUGUUCAUUGCCAGCAACUUUGCACUCGACUACCCGAGACCACUUCUACCUAACGUGCAACUUAUAGGUGGGCUACUGGCUCGCCCAGCCGGCGACCUACAG